UAAACACUAGUUGAGAAUAUUUCGAAACGUUAAGACGUUUUAAGCGCUUGUUAAACACGGUACGGUUGUGAUUUUUUUCCAAUUUAAGUGCAAAAAUCAAGAAAAAAGAAUUGAGAAUUAAAAAAAAAAUAAUGAAAUAAGAAAAAAUCUAUAGAUAUAAAGAAAAAUAAGAGUCAUAAACCCAAUUUACUCCAAUUCUGUGAAAUAAAAACUGAUUACUUUUAUUGUUAAAAAAAAUGAAAAGUUCAAGAUCUUUAAUUGUUAAGACUCAUAUGUUUGUAACUCGAAAUAAAUGUGCUAAAUACCAGUUUGUUUACUUAAUUUUUUCAAUUUCAAAUUUCAACAGCUAAAACCAGCAAAAAUAAGAAAAAAAUUCAACCAAAAAAAAAAAAAAAACAAAACAACAUCAUCAAUAAAUCGUUUGUAAAUGUUUUUACCAAAAUUAGAUGAAAAAUUUCAAUAACAAAAUUGUUCAACAUGAUGCCAGCAAAAUGUUUUUAAGCCAAAAAUAAUAAAAAAAAGUAUAUGAGUGCGUACGUCAGACAACCGUAAAGUGACUUUAAGCAUUUAAAACCGAUACGUUACCAAUUAUAAUAAAAAAAUACUUAGUUCGAACAACCAGAAAUAAACAAAUAAUCAAACGGUAAAACACAACAUAAAUCUUAAACACAACCAAAAAAUAAUAAAAAACAAUUUUGUUUUGAAAAAGGCCACAUCUCUCCAUAAUGUUUAAAGCAAACUGGUGGUGGUCGUCUGACCACUUUUUCGUUAAAUCUUUUACAAAUUCAUUGAUUUGUCUAAUAAUAUCAAUAGUAUGCGUGCCAUGUCUAGUUAAAUGUCAACAUUUAAAUCAACCGCCACAUUUUGUACCCGGCUCUGGUGAUAUGGCCCGGUUUAGUCUAUCGGAAAAUACCCCAGUUGGCAGUCCGGUUUAUCAAUUGAAAGGUAUUGACCCAGAAGGUAGCCGCUUAAAAUACAGCAUAUCAGGACCAGUUUUUUCUGUUGAUCGUGAUACGGGUGUGGUGCGCUUACGUCAGGAACUGGAUCGUGAAACACAAGAUACAAUUGAAGUUAUUAUUAGUAUAACGGAUGAGGGUAUUUAUGGCACUGAACCUAAUACCAUUUCGCUGAGACGUGUUAUUCCAGUACGAGAUUAUAAUGAUAAUCAACCGAUAUUUUUGGGUCGCCCUUAUUUGAUUAGUGUUAGUGAGUCCCUGCCAGUGGGUUCAGUUUUAGAAGUUAAACCUGCCAUUGUAGUUAUCGAUCGUGAUGUGGGCAUUAAUGCUGAAGUGGAUAUUAAAUGUGUUGAGGAAAACGAUAUUUGCGAUACAUUUGAUGUUAAAGCUGAGAAAAUCUCCGACGGCAAUUACACCGCUCGUAUAACCCUCAAAAAACCUUUAGAUUACGAAAGCAGACCUACAUAUAUAAUGACCAUAUCAGCUACAGAUGGAGCUUUUGACAAUCCUCUAACAUCACAAGCUACAGUUUCCAUAACGGUAAUUGAUGUACAAGAUCAAUUGCCGGUAUUCACUAACGCUCCUUACUCCGCUACUGUGGAUGAAAAUACUCCAGCAGGAGUUAGUAUUUUAACCAUUAAAGCUAUAGAUGGAGAUGUGGGUAUACCACGUGAUAUUCUAUUGACACUGGAAGAUGAAGAUUUUGGUCAUUUUGAUUUAGUGCCAUUUGGUGAUCCUAAAGAGGGUACGGCUGUUUUAGUAACAACAGAUGUACCAUUGGAUAGAGAAAAUCCGGAAAUCUUACAAAAUGGUGGAGUAUAUAUAUUCUCAGUACGAGCUACGGAAUUAAUAGAUGGGGCAAUACCUUCAGAUACAACUACCACCCAAGUUACUAUAGUGGUAAAUGAUGUGGACGAUCAUAUACCGGAAUUUAAUGGUGAAGUAUUUAAUAUUUCAAUACCGGAAAAUUUGGAUACCGGUAUGCCUUUACCGGGUUUAACGGUCUUUGUUAAUGAUCGUGAUAUGGGCAAUAAUAGUCGUUAUACUUUGGCCUUGCGUGAUAUUAAAAAUGCCAUGGAUACUUUUGCUGUAAGUCCCACUGAAGCUCAAGGACGUACACCUAUAGUGGUGAAAGUUAUAAAUUCUUCACAUUUAGAUUAUGAUGUCGAAGAUAUUGAGCUACGAGAAUUUGCUUUCGAUGUUUUGGCUUUAGUUAAGGGUGAAGAAAAAUCGAAAGUACGCAUUAAUGUCCAGUUAAUCGAUGUCAAUGAUAAUCCACCCAUUUUCGAACAUUCAACUUAUCGUUUUUUGGCUGCUGAGAAUCUAACGGUAAACUCUCAAAUCGGCAUGGUUAAGGCUUUUGAUAAGGAUUCGGGAAAGUUUGGCUUUAUUACGUAUCGUUUGAAAGGUUUUGGUGCCGACUAUUUCUAUACUGAUCCCUUAUCGGGAGGUUUGUUUAUUAAGAAACCUUUGGACUACGAAAAACAAAGUAGCUAUAGUUUAUCCAUAGUAGCCGAGGAUGGUGGAGGUCUUGAGGCUAAUGCCCAAGUGUAUGUGGAAGUUGUAGAUGUUAACGAUAACUAUCCCAUGUUUGAGAGUAAUGAAUAUUCACGCACCAUAAGAGAAGGUACAAAUCACUUUGAGCCAGAAUUUAAGGUGAGAGCUACAGAUAUAGAUGGUCCUACUCAGGGAGGUGGUAAAGUACGUUACGCCAUUGUAUCGGAGAACAGUAUAUCGGGUAAUGUUUUUAGCAUUAAUGAGUUGACGGGUGAAAUAACUUUGCAAAAAGUGGCUCGUUCGAUGGACACCGAGAGAGGAGAAUAUGAACUGGUGGUGUCGGCCACAGACUUUGGCAUACCUCCUCUAGUUAAUACCACUAAGGUUUAUAUAAGAGUGGGUAUAUCGGGCAAUCAGAGGCCAAUAUUUAAGGGUCACUUCCAAAACAUAGAAAAUGUUCCGGUACUGGGACCUCCCAGCUAUAGAGUAUCUAUACCGGAAAAUGCUCCUGCUGGUUACAAUGUUACCACAGUCAAGGCCCACGAUCCAGAUGGUUUGGAUAGUUUAUUGCGUUAUCGCAUAGUGGGAGCAAAUGAUAACUUCGAAAUUGAUGAAAUUUCUGGUCUUAUAACGGUAUCGCCUCAAGCCCGCAUAGAUCGUGAUUCUAAUAUGGAUAGUUUUGAGAUUACAGUAAAUGCUGUAGAUUCGGGUUUACCCAUACCUGAAACUGCCACCACCACGGUAUAUGUUAAUGUCAAGGAUAUCAAUGAUGAGAAACCCAAGUUUGAGCAGCACAGUUAUGCGGCCUAUGUCUCUGAACGCACAGAAAUCGGAGAAAGUGUUUUGAAAGUGCGGGCUAUUGAUAAAGAUUUACACUCUAAGCUGAAUUACACUAUUAAGGGUAUUCCAAGUGCCACCUCUAAAGCAGGAGUUAGCAUAACAAAUCGCAGUAAAUAUCGAGUACAAGAUGCUUUCCGUAUAGAUCCUGAAACGGGUACCAUUUAUGUUAAUGGCAAGCUUAAUCAUGACGAGGCAGCUGUGGUAGUUUUGUUAGUAGAAGUUAAAGACCUUAAUGCCGAAGUAGAUCCCGAUGGACAAAUUGAUACCACCGAGGUUACUAUUUAUGUCCAAUCCUUUAAGGACACUAAUCCGGUAUUCACCAACAAAGGUUGGAGCAGUUCUAAACCGGUGGUUAAUAUUCAUAUUAUGGAAGAAAUGCCUAUAGAAAGCACCUUGUUUAUACUGCAAGCUGAAGAUCCGGUAUCAAAAUUACCCAUACAAAGUUUUGAACUAGUGGAACCUUUGGAGCUGGAAUAUUUCCAUAUUCAUGAAAGAACUGGUGAGGUUAUAUUACGCAAACGUUUGGAUUAUGAAGCCUUGGAAGAGGGCAAAACACAAUAUGAAUUCCAAGUCAAAGCCAAUGCUCCCGAUAUGCAACGUAGUACCGUGACCAAGGUUAACGUAACCGUGGAAAAUGUCAACGAUAAUACACCCAUAUUUGAGGAAUUAUCAUAUCAUGCCACCAUAGUGGAAAAUAAAAAACAUCCCGAAAAGGUUAUACGAGUCAAGGCCACCGAUAAAGAUGCUGUUUUAACAGCUCGCGAUGAACGUUUAGGUUAUCACAAGAUAUCUUAUUCCUUGUAUGGAGAAAAUGCUAAUUUGUUUGAGAUAAACAAUGUGACAGGAGAAAUAAUAGUGGCCGAAAAUGCUAUCAUAGAUCGUGAACGUACUCCUCGUAUUAAUCUUCAAGUCAAGGCUGAAGAUUCUCCAGGACGUCCCACUGACUCCAAACAAAGUGUGGUCGAAUUAAUCAUAGACGUUUUGGAUGUUAACGAUAAUGCUCCGGUGUUUGGUCAAAAGGAAUAUACUGCCGUUAUACCGGAAAAUGUUGGUCCCGAUUCUUUUGUUAUAAAAAUUUUUGCUCAUGACUUAGACGAUGGUCCGGGUGGUGAGGUUUUAUAUGAAAUCAUUGAUGAGGGAGAAGUUAAUGGUUUGUUUAAGAUUAACAAGUUAACGGGUGAAAUUAAAACGAAACGGGAAUUGACGGGUAAAGGUCGUUCGGAUCCCUAUGAGAUACGUGUAAAAGCUCAUGAUAAUGGUGAUCAAAUUCCCAAGCAGAUAUCUUUAAGUUCUGAAGUUAAGGUGAAUAUAUUUAUUGGUGAUGUUAGUGCCAAUGAUGGUAUACCGUAUUUCAUUGAACCAGAGGUGGGACAAAUGGCCAAUGUUACAGAGAAUUCUCCUAUUGGCACUCCAGUCUUUCAAGUUAAAGCCAGUGAUCCUGAUAAUCCGAAAACACCUUCCGGAACACUAUAUUACAGAAUCUUAGAGGAUAACGAAGAUGCCGAGGCCUUUGAAAUCGAUGAAGCCGAGGGCCUCAUUAAAACUGCCGUAGUUUUAGAUCGAGAAUCUAAAGAUAUGUACAAUAUAAUAUUAGAAGUUUCCGACAAUGGUCAACCCCGACAAUCGGUGACAAGAAUUUUACAAAUUAAAGUUUUAGAUGUAGAUGAUCAUAAGCCCAGAUUUAGCAGAGAAGUGGAUGAAGCUCCUUUGACUUUUAAACUUUUGGAAGAACAACCGGAGAGCACAAUAGUGGGCAAUUUCUCGGCAAUAGAUGAAGAUAUAAAUGAAAAUGCUGCCAUUGAGUAUGUCAUUACCGAGGGCAAUGAGGAAAAUGUUUUUAGUAUAGAAAGAACCGAGGAAAAUAUGGCCAUAAUUAAAACUAAUAAACUCAUAGAUCGGGAGUUAGUGGAUAGUUAUGCUCUUACUAUAAAAUGUGUAAAAUUAGGAGAACCUACAUACCCCUAUCUGGGAGAUCCUUACGAUCGUCAUGAUCUCUCACAACUAAGAGUGAUCAUAGAAAUUAUCGAUAUCGAUGAUAAUUUACCACAAUUUGAAUAUCAGGACAUGUCCGUGGGAAUACGCAUUAAUGUGCCUAUAGAUAGUAAAAUUACCACAAUAAAAGCCCAUGAUUUGGAUGCUGAAGCAGAACCCAUCAUUCUCACCAUAGAGAAUGUUACCUUUGUGCCUCAGUUCUAUAAACGUACGAAUAGUGUUAAGACGACAUCGUUGCAAAAUCUUUUUACUUUAAAUAAUCGCACAGGAGAAUUGCGCACCGGAGGCUCUUUUGCCAAUUAUGUGGAUGGUUAUUUCAAUAUGAAAAUAAGAGCGAACAAUUCGAUGAAUGCCAAAAGACAUGCCUUUAAUAACUUGAAAAUAUUUGUCAUACGUGAUAAAUCACUAUUAAAGUUUGUCUUUUCACGACCCGCAAGUGAAAUUCAACAUAAUGUUAGACCUUUUCAGGAAAAGGUGAAAAUGAAACUUAAACCAUUAGGUUUAGAUUUACAUAUAUUGGAUACACAAGUUUUGACAAGACCUGAUUAUAGUUUGGAUUUCACUUCAACUAGUUCUUGUUUUCAAAUGUUUAAGAACGGUUCGGCGAUUUCUAUGAAUGAAAUGCAAAAACUUAUGAAUUCGGAAUUGUUGAAAAAACAACUUUUUGAUAUUUAUGUCGAGUAUGGAGUGAGCGAAGUGGAACCUUGUUCUAUGCGCCGUGCAGUGGCUGCAGCUAGUUUUAUGAGUUCACCAGGAACUUGGUUAGUUAUAAUAGCUGGAUUUAUAGGUUUGGCGGCAAUAAUAACGGCAUGUACCGCCUGCUGUUUAAAGAGAAAGUACAAAAAACACUCCAAACGUAGUUUACAAGCCUCACGUUCCACCACCGAAACGUAUGGCGUAGUGGGUGUACCCACUGUUUAUAUGCCCUAUUCAGAACCCAUUUAUGGUCCAUUGUAGCAACCAGUCAUAUGGCUUAGAAAUAGUUAAGAACCUUGAAAACAGUUUUAAAUCCAUAAUAGUUGUAGGUUAAAAAAAAAUAAAAACGAUUAACACUUAAGCACUCGAGUUCUUGUUUCCUGUAAAGUUAAGAACUUUCUUUAAACUCUGUUACUCUUUAGAGCUUAAAUAUAUAAAUUUAAAUUUAAUUAAAUUAUCAAAUACUAGCCAUAAAGACUGCGCAUAUUAUUUAAAAUAAUCUUUAACAUUUUAGUUUAAUAAUAUGCCUGUGAUUUUAUAUUUUUAUUAUUUUUUGUUUAAUAUUAUAAAUAUUUAAUAAUAAAUUAUUUAAGUUAAUGCGAUUAAGUUUUAAAUUAAAUAGUUUUUCUUUAUGUCUUUCGUUUAAUUAUUUUUUCCCAAUGUGAUGUUUUAAUUUCAUAUUUAAUUCUAUAUAUAUUUAAAAAAAAACAACGAAAUGUUUUGAAUCAUGUUGAAACAUGUUAAAUAGUUUUUAAAUGUAAAAAAUUCUUUUUAAUUGUAAUUUUUAAGUUAAAUAAAAGAUUUUUUAAAAGUUUAAA
Molecule: messenger RNA, 6799 nt
Organism: Lucilia cuprina (Australian sheep blowfly)
Lineage: Eukaryota; Metazoa; Arthropoda; Insecta; Diptera; Calliphoridae
Gene: Cad74A
Product: cadherin-23
Exons: 8
Coding region: 726-6242 (1838 amino acids)
Biological process (GO): homophilic cell-cell adhesion
Cellular component (GO): plasma membrane
Molecular function (GO): calcium ion binding
Source: RefSeq, a predicted model, not a curated record